Girardinichthys multiradiatus is the source of this 6626-nucleotide messenger RNA. It is a transcript of the gene itcha, whose product is annotated as itchy E3 ubiquitin protein ligase a. Gene Ontology annotation, biological process: protein K29-linked ubiquitination; protein K63-linked ubiquitination; ubiquitin-dependent protein catabolic process. The record is from RefSeq and is a predicted model, not a curated record. The transcript is spliced from 24 exons. Gene Ontology annotation, molecular function: protein binding; ubiquitin protein ligase activity. Bases 171 to 2777 code for a protein of 868 amino acids. NCBI's taxonomy places the organism in Eukaryota, Metazoa, Chordata, Actinopteri, Cyprinodontiformes, Goodeidae.
GGAAAAGCUGGAAUUUUAGCUGGCGAUACUCAAGUCCCGUUAAUGGCUGAUAGCUAACUGUCAACAACCCUGUGACAGCUGAGACCGAAGCCCUUUUGCGCUCCAUUGCCAACUGUAUUUGACAGGUUCACUCUUAAAGGCAACUUAGAACCAAAUGUUAUGGAUGAACCAUGAAGGCCCAAUUGCAAGUCACAGUGCUUUCAGCUAAGCUAAAGGAAAACAAAAAGAACUGGUUUGGUCCCAGUCCAUAUGUUGAGGUAGCUGUGGAUGGCCAGUCAAAGAAAACAGAAAAAUGCAACAACACUCACAGUCCCAAAUGGAAGCAAGCCCUCACUGUAAUUGUGACUCCAGUCAGCAAACUCAUCUUCCGUGUUUGGAGUUAUCACACACUGAAGGCAGAUAUUCUGUUAGGCAUGGCUACUCUGGAAAUCAACACAGUCCUCAAAGCCAAUGACCUUAAAUUGUGUGAGGUGGUGCAGACGCUGCAGCUGUCCUCUGACAGAGACCCCCAGGAUGUUGUUGGGGACCUGUCAGUCUGUCUGGAUGGCAUGCACGUUGACCCAGAAGCCUUUGCACUGACAGAGAGGGAGCUAGCACCUCUUCCAAAUGGAAAUGCAAAACAAAAUGGCAACACAAGCAACAGAUCAAGCAGGGACACGUCUCCAUCCAGUGACUCAGACGACUGGGUCAUUGUACCCAAUGGUCUUACGGUCAGCGGUAGAGGUUCUCCCUCUCCGUCUGCAGGGGGCUCCACCUCUUUACGUCCUCCUAGGCCUGCCAGACCUCCCCCUUCUAUGCCACGAAAACCUGCUGCCUCACCCAGCUCCUCCAGUAGUUCUUCCCCCAGUGAACUGAGUGAGGCACCAGCUUCUGAUGGCUCUUCUCAGGCAUCUGCAAGCGGGUGUUCAGACCAGCCAGAUGACGCGGGUGCACAAGCAACAACGGCCAUUUCCUCACAGACGGCUAGUGGUCCCAAACCAGAUGCCACUGUAACAGCCGCUCCAGCUACUACAGCUCCCAGAAUCAACCCUAUUAACAAUGGCCCCCUGCCACCAGGGUGGGAGCAAAGAGUGGACCAGAAUGGACGAGUGUAUUAUGUUGACCACAUUGAGAAAAGGACAACCUGGGAUAGGCCAGAGCCUCUGCCUACAGGCUGGGAGCGAAGGGUCGACCCGAUGGGCAGAGUAUACUAUGUUGACCACAUAACACGAACCACAACGUGGCAACGGCCCACUCAGGAGUCAGUGCGUAACUAUGAGGAAUGGCAGAACCAGCGCAGCCAGCUGCAGGGAGCAAUGCAGCAGUUUAACCAGAGGUUCAUUUAUGGGCUGCAGGACCAGUUGGCUGCCACAUCUAGUAAAGAGUUUGACCCAUUGGGACCUCUGCCACAUGGUUGGGAGAAGAGAACAGACACCAAUGGCAGAGUGUAUUUUGUUCAUCAUCCAACUCGGACGACACAGUGGGAAGACCCAAGGACGCAGGGACUUCUGAAUGACAAACCCCUGCCAGAAGGUUGGGAGAUGAGGUUCACUGUUGACGGGAUUCCCUACUUUGUUGACCACAACCACAGAACGACAACCUACAUUGACCCCCGCACAGGGAAAUCUUCCCUCGAGAAUGGUCCACAGAUCACUUAUGUUAGGGACUUCAAAGCCAAAGUGCAAUACUUCAGGUUCUGGUGUCAGCAAUUAUCGAUGCCUCAGCAUAUCAAGAUUACCGCCUCCAGAAAAACCUUGUUUGAGGAUUCAUUUCAGCAGAUUAUGAACUUCCACCCACAAGAUCUGAGGCGGAGACUGUGGAUAAUUUACCCUGGAGAGGAAGGCUUGGACUACGGAGGCGUAGCCAGAGAAUGGUUCUUCCUCCUCUCCCACGAAGUGCUAAAUCCCAUGUACUGUUUGUUUGAGUACGCUGGGAAGGACAACUACUGUCUUCAGAUCAACCCGGCUUCCUAUAUCAAUCCAGAUCACCUUAAAUACUUCAAGUUCAUAGGUCGCUUCAUUGCCAUGGCCUUGUUCCAUGGAAAAUUCAUCGACACGGGUUUCUCGCUGCCUUUCUACAAGCGGAUUUUGAACAAACCCCUGGCUCUUAGAGACUUGGAGUCCAUAGAUCCAGAAUUUUAUAAUUCACUCAUUUGGAUCAAGGACAAUAAUAUAGAGGAAUGCGCUCUGGAGAUGUUCUUCUCUGUUGAUAAGGAGAUCUUGGGAGAGGUCAGUACUCAUGAGCUGAAACCAGAUGGAGGAAACAUUCAAGUAACUGAGGAAAACAAGGAGGAAUACAUCAGGUUGGUGGCAGACUGGAGGCUGUCCAGAGGUGUAGAGGAGCAGACCCAAGCAUUCUUUGAGGGCUUUAAUGAAGUUCUUCCUCAGCAGUACCUUCAGUACUUCGAUGCAAAGGAGUUGGAGGUAAUGCUCUGUGGAAUGCAGGAGAUAGACCUAGUGGACUGGCAGAGAAACACAAUUUAUAGACACUAUGCUCGAAGCAGCAAGCAGAUACUUUGGUUCUGGCAGUUUGUGAAAGAGAUGGACAAUGAAAAACGAAUGAGGCUCCUGCAGUUUGUCACCGGCACCUGCCGUCUUCCUGUGGGUGGCUUUGCUGAUUUGAUGGGAAGCAAUGGUGCACAGAAGUUUUGUAUCGAAAAAGUAGGAAAAGAAAACUGGCUUCCACGAAGCCACACGUGUUUCAAUCGUCUGGACCUCCCUCCUUAUAAAAGCUAUGAGCAGCUGAAGGAGAAGCUCAUGUUCGCCAUUGAGGAGACAGAAGGAUUUGGGCAGGAAUAAUCCAACGGGAGUUCCUGAUUUUCAUCCCAACAACCUGUGGAUGGAUCGGAAGACUGUUGGCCUUCAAUGAGCCGGAUCCAUUUUAGAAAGAAGCACUUUCAGUAGUUUCUCUCUGCAGCCCAGAAAUGCUGUCACUCUGGUAGAUUCUGUCUGUCUCAAUAGCAUAUUCACUGAUAGAAAGCUGUUUCAUAAUAGGUUCAUUAUUUAACAAGUGACCUGUGAAUCGUCUACACCUUAAUGAUUUGUUCCUCCCUGAUCCACCUAAUCUCACAUUGCUGCACAAAUCCCCACAGUAAGGCGAGGAUUCAAAGAAAAAUAGACGCCUUUCUCAUUCUGGCAUGCCUGCACUUGCUGUGUGUUGAGUAGGCGCAGUUUCUACACCUGGAACACUGAUUCUGCGCAGUAGUCCUUUCUUUAGAGCCACUUUGUGGGGCCUAUGCACCAGUAUAAUGUAUGAGGAAAGAAACUUGUCUGUGUAUUUUGAUUCAAAAUAUUAAGAUUAAUUACCUGAAAGAUAAAACACAGUCCUUUGUGAUUUGAGGUCAUUGACAUUUUGUUUUCUUUCUUUUGAUGUAAAGGAGGAUUAAUGAAUAUUUUUCUAAUAGGUGACUGACAUGAAUUCUGUAGCACAUAUACAGUUUUUUAUUAACUUUUGCUAAAUGUGAUGACUUUAAUUGCAAUAAUACUUUCUCUUGUUUUGACAGGUUAUUUUCUUAACUUUUGAAUGAGUUAAUAUGUUCAACUAGUUUGCACAUGGUUUUGUGAGCGGUGAGAUUAUGACUGCUAUUAGAGGAAGCUAUUUUUAAGUGCAAUAGAUUUGUAGAGAACAUCAUUUUGCCAAUAUUAGAAUCAAACAUGGCUUUGAUUUGUUUUCCUAAGAUUUAGCUUUUACCUUCGAGUUAAAUCCCAGUACAAUAUAAAGAACAGUUGCAUACUUUGAAUUUUGUAUGAUUGCUGUGGUUUGCCUUCCUGUAAUAGAUGCUACCGUAAUAUCUGUAUUCUAGACCAUAAUUGUUUCCUUAAUGUUUAAGUAAGGGAGGAGAGGGUUCUGUUAACAAAGCUGUUACUGAUGAUCUAUUCCCACUGAAUGAUAGUCGGUUCUCAGCUUGUUAUCAAGAGCCCAAAUCACUUGUUCGACGCAGGAGUGUGUCAGUUGGGUUCUGCUAAGCUUUGCGGGUGGACUGAAGUUAAGGUGUAAAAUCCUAAAGGUCUCAUCUAUUAAGUGACAGUUGCAGCUUAUGUAGAGUUAAAAACAGAUUCUUUACAAAAAGACAUCUAUGCUUUCUUUUCUCCUCAUCGUCUGACAUUAAAUCAGCCUGAACUUCUGCUUUAGAACAGUUGGAAUUACUGAAAUUAUUUCUAUUUGCUAAAUGCCAGAAUAAGGAGAUUUUUAGAUAACUAUAAACUUUCUUCAAAUUCAGACGUUUACAUACAUUCAUCUUCUAAAUGGAUGGAUGGAUGGACUUGGAUCAAAUGUUUGGGGUAUCUUUCAACAAAUAGUUUGCUGGAAUUUUGGUCCAUUCCUCCAGACCAACCUAGUUUAACUGAGUCAGUUAUGCAAUCUGCCUUGAUCGCACACACCAAUUCUUUUUUUAUGCGAUUAGAUAAGAGUUUUGUAAUAGCCAUUCCAAGACUUUGACUCACUUACCUCUUUUGUAACUAAUUUGGCAGUAUACCUAGGGUCAUUGUCCUUUUUUAAGACCAAAGCUUUGACUUUCUCUGUACCUUGAAAUGUUUUUUCAAUAUAUUUAAAUAUUGUUCUUUCGUCAAAAUGCCAUCUAUUUUAUGUGGUGCAUCACCCCUCCUGCAUAACAAUUCCCACACAACAUGAUGUUGCCACCCCUGUACCUUACAGUUGGGAUGUUGUUCCUUGGCCUGCAAGCUUCCCCCUGUAGGGAUUGUCGUUAUGGCCAAAAAUCAAAAUUUUAGUUUGAUCACACCACAGGAUUUACAAAAAUUGAGGUGUUUGGCCCUGAGUGCAUUUUCUAACUGUAAUCUGUUUUUUAUGUUACUUUUGGUGUUUCAGCCAAUGUUGGUACAGGACAUUUUUCAGUAUAUAUAAUCACACUUUCUUACUAGCUUCAGCAAGCACCUUAACAACAUGUUAAGAUGCUUUGUUGUGGGGGUUGAUGCUCACAUUUCACGCUGAAACAAGUUCAUAUCUGGACCACCACUGGACAUACCCAUGCUGUUAAUAUUUGCACCUUCAAGCAUCUGGAAAUGGUCAGAUGAACCAAACUUGCGGAGGUCCACAGUUGUCUUCCUGGUUUCUUGGCUGGUUUCUUUAGAUUUCGCAUGAUCUCACACCAGGAAGCAGUUCGAUUGAGGUUUGCCUUAGAAUACAUCCACAGGUUCUGCCUCCAAUUACAUCAGAUAUUGUGAACUAAUGUAUCAGAAGCUUACAAAGUUAUGACAUAUUCAUCAUCUGAGCUUUUCCAAAUGGUGCAUGGUAAUUAAGAUUUAACAAUUUGAAUCAAUUUAAUCUUGGUGUAUAUGAAGUUCUGAAUUUGAAGACUCGCAAAUUUCUUUAGAAAAAAUAUCUACUUGCAUUUAGCAAAUAAAAAAAAUUAUUUGGUAAUCCUAACCUAAUCUUUAUCCUAAAACAGGAGGAUAUUUGUCUGAUUUAAUCAGAAGGGUACAUGUAUUUUUAUACAAUGUAUGUAAAUAUCUGGUUUCUAUUAUAAAUACACUGAGGAAGUAUAAAGAAACUCAUCGAUCAAUACCCCAGGAUUGUCCGAGUCAGACAUAAGACUUAGUUUCAGAGAACCCUAGUUUUAUAGGGUGAGUUGCUCAGACUUGUACAUUGUUUUCAAGGAUUACAGUAGAGCCAGGCAAUAUAGAAACUAAUUAGUAAAAUUUUGAACUUUUUAAUGUCAAUGAUAUCUAUAAUGACCAGACCAUCUACAGCAUCCUCCCUGAUUUAUCGUCACCGCUGGUAAAGAUGUGUCAAAAAAACCUUAAAUCAAUCUCUUAUUGCAGUAGCAUAAUCUGAAUCCACUAAAUCCAGCCCUUAAUUUGAGUGGAUUUAGUAUGUGUGUUGGAACAAAAUGCUCCAAUAAGAAAUAAUUUUAAUAAGAUCUUCAGUAACACAGAGGGUGUCAGCCCUAACAGUUACAGUGAGAUAGAUGCAAGUGAAGCAUUUUUGGAAUGUCUGCUUUCUCAAGUUGAUCAAAGUUUUUAGGGAAUGUGAUUUAAUAAUCCAUGACUUCCUGUUUGCCUGGAGCAUCACUAUGUUGUGACACGAAAGUCCACGUCUCUAUCUUCAAAAGUGGGAAAAGUAGAUGUGUGCUGCUCUACAAUAAAAUGGCUAUUAACCUCGAAGAGUAAGAAAGAAAAUCUCUAUUAAGCAACAGAUUUCCAGUGUGAGGUUAUUCAACUGCAAUGAAAGAUUCAUUUAUUUUAAGGCUUUGCAAGGGGCUGUAAAUCUAAAUUGUCGAAUUUCAACUUUCAGCGUUUACUUUCCCAAAUUAAAAAAAAGUAAAAGAAAUGUUUGUUUCAUUGAGGCAUCAAAAUACAAAGCUGAUUUUGCCAGGAGGCUAUCAUUUAAAAAGUUUUUAAUCACAGUGACUGGAUUAUUUUCAAAUGUUUCUAACAAUUUGCAGUUAUAAGAUUGUGGCACACAGGCUUUACUGUUUAGGGAAGAUGAGCAUUAAGCAGUUUCACACACACUUUCAGACUGGUCUAUUUUUUUUUAAUUUUUAUGUAGUAAUGUCAUUAUUAGCAAUGCUCCAAUCUUUAAAUUGUGAUUGUGCUGCAAAUUGAGGACUAAAAUUUAAAAAAACAUAUAUGUAUGUCUGCUGAUUCCCUUUUAGGUGACCACUCAUAUUAAAAAUAGACAAAAUUCUUGAA